Molecule: messenger RNA, 3633 nt
Organism: Plasmodium falciparum 3D7
Lineage: Eukaryota; Apicomplexa; Aconoidasida; Haemosporida; Plasmodiidae
Gene: EBA140
Product: erythrocyte binding antigen-140
Biological process (GO): adhesion of symbiont to host cell
Cellular component (GO): membrane
Molecular function (GO): host cell surface receptor binding
Source: RefSeq, a predicted model, not a curated record
AUGAAAGGAUAUUUUAAUAUAUAUUUUUUAAUUCCUUUAAUUUUUUUAUAUAAUGUAAUAAGAAUAAAUGAAUCAAUUAUAGGUAGAACACUUUAUAAUAGACAAGAUGAAUCAUCAGAUAUUUCAAGGGUAAAUUCACCCGAAUUAAAUAAUAAUCAUAAAACUAAUAUAUAUGAUUCAGAUUACGAAGAUGUAAAUAAUAAAUUAAUAAACAGUUUUGUAGAAAAUAAAAGUGUGAAAAAAAAAAGGUCUUUAAGUUUUAUAAAUAAUAAAACAAAAUCAUAUGAUAUAAUUCCACCUUCAUAUUCAUAUAGGAAUGAUAAAUUUAAUUCACUUUCCGAAAAUGAAGAUAAUUCUGGAAAUACAAAUAGUAAUAAUUUCGCAAAUACUUCUGAAAUAUCUAUUGGAAAGGAUAAUAAACAAUAUACGUUUAUACAGAAACGUACUCAUUUGUUUGCUUGUGGAAUAAAAAGAAAAUCAAUAAAAUGGAUAUGUCGAGAAAACAGUGAGAAAAUUACUGUAUGUGUUCCUGAUAGAAAAAUACAACUAUGUAUUGCAAAUUUUUUAAACUCACGUUUAGAAACAAUGGAAAAGUUUAAAGAAAUAUUUUUAAUUUCUGUUAAUACAGAAGCAAAAUUAUUAUAUAACAAAAAUGAAGGAAAAGAUCCCUCAAUAUUUUGUAAUGAAUUAAGAAAUAGUUUUUCAGAUUUUAGAAAUUCAUUUAUAGGUGAUGAUAUGGAUUUUGGUGGUAAUACAGAUAGAGUCAAAGGAUAUAUUAAUAAGAAGUUCUCCGAUUAUUAUAAGGAAAAAAAUGUUGAAAAAUUAAAUAAUAUCAAAAAAGAAUGGUGGGAAAAAAAUAAAGCAAAUUUGUGGAAUCACAUGAUAGUAAAUCAUAAAGGAAACAUAAGUAAAGAAUGUGCCAUAAUUCCCGCGGAAGAACCUCAAAUUAAUCUAUGGAUAAAAGAAUGGAAUGAAAACUUCUUGAUGGAAAAGAAGAGAUUGUUUUUAAAUAUAAAAGAUAAGUGUGUUGAAAACAAAAAAUAUGAAGCAUGUUUUGGUGGAUGUAGGCUUCCAUGUUCUUCAUAUACAUCAUUUAUGAAAAAAAGUAAAACACAAAUGGAGGUUUUGACGAACUUGUAUAAAAAGAAAAAUUCAGGAGUGGAUAAAAAUAAUUUUCUGAAUGAUCUUUUUAAAAAAAAUAAUAAAAAUGAUUUAGAUGAUUUUUUCAAAAAUGAAAAGGAAUAUGAUGAUUUAUGUGAUUGCAGAUAUACUGCUACUAUUAUUAAAAGUUUUCUAAAUGGUCCUGCUAAAAAUGAUGUAGAUAUUGCAUCACAAAUUAAUGUUAAUGAUCUUCGAGGGUUUGGAUGUAAUUAUAAAAGUAAUAAUGAAAAAAGUUGGAAUUGUACUGGAACAUUUACGAACAAAUUUCCUGGUACAUGUGAACCCCCCAGAAGACAAACUUUAUGUCUUGGACGUACAUAUCUUUUACAUCGUGGUCAUGAGGAAGAUUAUAAGGAACAUUUACUUGGAGCUUCAAUAUAUGAGGCGCAAUUAUUAAAAUAUAAAUAUAAGGAAAAGGAUGAAAAUGCAUUGUGUAGUAUAAUACAAAAUAGUUAUGCAGAUUUGGCAGAUAUUAUCAAGGGAUCGGAUAUAAUAAAAGAUUAUUAUGGUAAAAAAAUGGAAGAAAAUUUAAAUAAAGUAAACAAAGAUAAAAAACGUAAUGAAGAAUCUUUGAAGAUUUUUCGUGAAAAAUGGUGGGAUGAAAACAAGGAGAAUGUAUGGAAAGUAAUGUCAGCAGUACUUAAAAAUAAGGAAACGUGUAAAGAUUAUGAUAAGUUUCAAAAGAUUCCUCAAUUUUUAAGAUGGUUUAAGGAAUGGGGAGACGAUUUUUGUGAGAAAAGAAAAGAGAAAAUAUAUUCAUUUGAGUCAUUUAAGGUAGAAUGUAAGAAAAAAGAUUGUGAUGAAAAUACAUGUAAAAAUAAAUGUAGUGAAUAUAAAAAAUGGAUAGAUUUGAAAAAAAGUGAAUAUGAGAAACAAGUUGAUAAAUACACAAAAGAUAAAAAUAAAAAGAUGUAUGAUAAUAUUGAUGAAGUAAAAAAUAAAGAAGCCAAUGUUUACUUAAAAGAAAAAUCCAAAGAAUGUAAAGAUGUAAAUUUCGAUGAUAAAAUUUUUAAUGAGAGUCCAAAUGAAUAUGAAGAUAUGUGUAAAAAAUGUGAUGAAAUAAAAUAUUUAAAUGAAAUUAAAUAUCCUAAAACAAAACACGAUAUAUAUGAUAUAGAUACAUUUUCAGAUACUUUUGGUGAUGGAACGCCAAUAAGUAUUAAUGCAAAUAUAAAUGAACAACAAAGUGGGAAGGAUACCUCAAAUACUGGAAAUAGUGAAACAUCAGAUUCACCGGUUAGUCAUGAACCAGAAAGUGAUGCUGCAAUUAAUGUAGAAAAGUUAAGUGGUGAUGAAAGUUCAAGUGAAACAAGAGGAAUAUUAGAUAUUAAUGAUCCAAGUGUUACGAACAAUGUCAAUGAAGUUCAUGAUGCUUCAAAUACACAAGGUAGUGUUUCAAAUACUUCUGAUAUAACGAAUGGACAUUCGGAAAGUUCCCUGAAUAGAACAACGAAUGCACAAGAUAUUAAAAUAGGCCGUUCAGGAAAUGAACAAAGUGAUAAUCAAGAAAAUAGUUCACAUUCUAGUGAUAAUUCAGGUUCUUUGACAAUCGGACAAGUUCCUUCAGAGGAUAAUACCCAAAAUACAUAUGAUUCACAAAACCCUCAUAGAGAUACACCUAAUGCAUUAGCAUCUUUACCAUCAGAUGAUAAAAUUAAUGAAAUAGAGGGUUUCGAUUCUAGUAGAGAUAGUGAAAAUGGUAGGGGUGAUACAACAUCAAAUACUCAUGAUGUACGUCGUACGAAUAUAGUAAGUGAGAGACGUGUGAAUAGCCAUGAUUUUAUUAGAAACGGAAUGGCGAAUAACAAUGCACAUCAUCAAUAUAUAACGCAAAUUGAGAAUAAUGGAAUCAUAAGAGGACAAGAGGAAAGUGCGGGGAAUAGUGUUAAUUAUAAAGAUAAUCCAAAGAGGAGUAAUUUUUCCUCCGAAAAUGAUCAUAAGAAAAAUAUACAGGAAUAUAAUUCUAGAGAUACUAAAAGAGUAAGGGAGGAAAUAAUUAAAUUAUCGAAGCAAAAUAAAUGCAACAAUGAAUAUUCCAUGGAAUAUUGUACCUAUUCUGACGAAAGGAAUAGUUCACCGGGUCCUUGUUCUAGAGAAGAAAGAAAGAAAUUAUGUUGUCAGAUUUCAGAUUAUUGUUUAAAAUAUUUUAACUUUUAUUCAAUUGAAUAUUAUAAUUGUAUAAAAUCUGAAAUUAAAAGUCCAGAAUAUAAAUGUUUUAAAAGCGAGGGUCAAUCAAGCAUUCCUUAUUUUGCUGCUGGAGGUAUUUUAGUUGUAAUAGUCUUACUUUUGAGUUCAGCAUCUAGAAUGGGGAAAAGUAAUGAAGAAUAUGAUAUAGGAGAAUCUAAUAUAGAAGCAACUUUUGAAGAAAAUAAUUAUUUAAAUAAACUAUCGCGCAUAUUUAAUCAAGAAGUACAAGAGACAAACAUUUCAGAUUAUUCCGAGUACAAUUAUAAUGAAAAGAAUAUGUAUUAA